CAUUAGAACCGAUAAUUCAACGGCACUGGUGCUGUUCGUCAAGUGGGAAAGUUGAAAAUUUAAUAUAAUCGAGUGUGCGAUCAAAAUGGCGGGUUUACUGUUCGCCAUUUCUAUUCUGUUGGCAACAGGUGGCCAGUGUCGAGGGGAAGAUGAGUCCCCUAUCGUUCAGACGAAAUCGGGGCCGGUUCAGGGGUCUGUAUGGAAAACACCAUGGCAUAAUGUCAAGUAUUUUUCGUUCAGGGGAGUUCCAUACGCUCAGCCACCGAUUGGAGACCUCAGGUUCAAGCCGCCCGUCCCAAUUGAUCCAUGGACGAAUGUACUGGACGCUCGCAAAGAGCGCAGCGUUUGUCCACAAUUAAGUGGCGAUUCGUACGUAGGAAACGAAGAUUGUCUCUACCUGAAUGUACACACUCCCGUGACAAAGUUCGACGAUUCGAUGCCUAAGUUAGCUACCAUGGUGUGGAUUUACGGUGGUUCCUUUAUCCAUGGAUCCGGGGACGCGUCGACAUACGGACCUGACUUCUUUAUGGAGCAAAAUGUCGUCGUUGUCACCUUGAACUAUCGUCUUGGUGCUUUAGGAUUUUUGCACCUGAACCACCCGAACGCAAUGGGGAACGCAGGUCUGCUGGAUCAGAAUCUGGCCCUGAAAUGGGUAAAGGACAACAUUGCUGCUUUCGGUGGUGAUCCAGCCAACGUGACGAUAUUCGGGCAGAGUGCUGGAUCCUCGUCCGUGGUCCUUCACCACCUGUCCGAGUUAUCAAGCGACUUGUUCACUCGAUCCAUCAGUCAAAGCGGAACACCACUGGUAUUCAUGUACCGCAAUCCAUCCAAUUCUGUUCGGAACGCUCGUCGGUUAGCCUCUAUUCUUAAUUUCGAUAAUUCCAACACCGAUCAACUGUUGCAAUCUUACCUUCGAGCGAACGCUGAAGAUCUCGUUAGGGGGACAGAAAAGAUUAGCCUGAUCCCGUCAUCGGUGUCGUUGCCGUUUAGUCCCACCAUAGACGGCGUUUUCCUCACCGAAUGCCCCAUAACACUGUUCAUGACGGGCAAGUUCAAGAAGUGCGACAAGAUGUUGGGCUUCACUUACGAUGAACUGAUUUCGUUCUCAGACUCCAUCAAUAACGAAGUGACUAACUCAGCGCUGAAUAACGAUAUGGUCAAACGUAUCCUUGGGGAAACUGUUGGAACUGUAUCGAACCUAACUAUGAGCAGUGGUGUUGAUUUCACUCAAAAAUUUUUCGCGAAAUACAGCGAUGAACAUCCCGUUUACUUUUACUUACUGUCGUACGCGGAUUUCCCGAAAAAGGAUUUGGACAGACUUCCACCGCAAGAGACCGGCCAUGGUGAUGACCUUGCUCUAUUAUUCAACACUGAUAUUCUGGGUAGCGCGCCUAAUCCAGAUGAUGCUUUCAACGUUAUGCGACGAAAGAUGGUCACAUUGUGGGCAAACUUCGCGAAAUACGGAGAUCCUACGCCUCCAUUCAAUAACCCAGUCGAGGUUGCUUGGGAACCGUCUGGAAGGGCGGGACGACAGCUCGAAAUUAACUCGACUUGCAAAAUGAUUGACCGUGCCAUGCUGUCGCACGUUAUUUCUUCUGAGUCCGUUCUGUACUCGAUUCUACCAAUUACCAGCGGCUGCAAACAGGUUUCCUAUGCAACGCCAUACACCGACCUCAUCUAGAAUUGAAUCUCUUGUAGAAUUAACGCUACAGACCCGGCUAGAUAUGGGAAGAUCGAAGUAUACAUAUCUGAAUUUCUCUGAAUAUGUAAUAAUGAUACAAAUCUGUUGUUGGAUCCACUAAUAAUAAUACGAGCAAUAAUAAUGUA
This is a messenger RNA of Dufourea novaeangliae, 1827 nucleotides long. Its product is annotated as cholinesterase-like. NCBI's taxonomy places the organism in Eukaryota, Metazoa, Arthropoda, Insecta, Hymenoptera, Halictidae. The transcript is spliced from 10 exons. The record is from RefSeq and is a predicted model, not a curated record. Bases 86 to 1681 code for a protein of 531 amino acids.